Molecule: messenger RNA, 1617 nt
Organism: Capsella rubella
Lineage: Eukaryota; Viridiplantae; Streptophyta; Magnoliopsida; Brassicales; Brassicaceae
Product: bifunctional protein FolD 1, mitochondrial
Exons: 7
Coding region: 119-1177 (352 amino acids)
Biological process (GO): tetrahydrofolate interconversion
Cellular component (GO): cytosol
Molecular function (GO): methenyltetrahydrofolate cyclohydrolase activity; methylenetetrahydrofolate dehydrogenase (NADP+) activity
Source: RefSeq, a predicted model, not a curated record
UCAUUCCUUUUAUAUUGUCACUCGUUUGUUGAAUCCUAAACUCCGGAAUGCCUAGCGAUAUUUUUCAACGCCAUUGACGACGCUUAUUUACACUGAGACUGUUCUCUUAGUUUUGAGCAUGUUAUUGAUCGCGAGGAGAGCUUUGGCCUCGGCGCAUAGUAAGGCUAUUCGUUUGACAACAAGGGAAGUUCAUUGCCUAAGCUCCAUUUUAGUGUCUCCUCCACUUGUGUCCCUUGAUUUGCCUGAAAAUUGGAUCCCUUACUCUGAUCCCCCACUUCCUGUUUCCUUUGAGACUAAACAGGAGACUGUGGUAAUAGAUGGUAAAGUUAUCGCCGAGGAAAUCAGAGCAAAGAUUAUUGAUGAAGUGGGGAAGAUGAAAAUGACUGUUGGAAAAGUCCCUGGUCUUGCGGUUGUUUUGGUUGGCCAACAAAGAGACUCGCAAACUUAUGUUCGCAACAAAAUUAAAGCUUGUGAAGAAACGGGCAUUAAAUCUGUUCUAGCUGAAUUACCAGAGAAUUGUAGUGAAGCAAAAAUUCUCAGUAUCUUGAAAAAGUUUAAUGAAGACCCGUCUAUUCAUGGGGUUCUUGUGCAGCUUCCUUUGCCCCAACAUCUUGAUGAAUCAAAAAUCUUGAAUAUGGUGAGAUUGGAGAAAGAUGUUGAUGGAUUUCAUCCAUUAAACAUGGGAAAUCUUGCAAUGAGAGGGAGGGAACCGUUGUUUUUAUCUUGCACUCCUAAAGGUUGUGUGGAGUUGUUGAUAAGAGCAGGCGUUGAAAUAGGAGGAAAAAAUGCUGUGGUGAUAGGAAGAAGCAACAUCGUUGGACUACCAAUGUCUUUAUUAUUGCAGAGGCAUGACGCAACAGUAAGCACGGUGCAUGCGUUUACAAAGGAUCCAGAGCACAUUACUAGGAAGGCAGAUAUUGUGAUAGCAGCUGCAGGUAUACCUAAUUUAGUUCGUGGAAGUUGGCUUAAGCCUGGAGCAGUGGUCAUUGAUGUUGGAACAUGUCCGGUUGAGGAUAGUAGCUGUGAGUUUGGUUACCGUCUUGUUGGGGAUGUAUGUUACGAGGAAGCAUUAGGUGUCGCCUCAGCUAUCACUCCUGUACCUGGAGGAGUCGGGCCAAUGACGAUCGCCAUGCUACUAUGCAAUACUUUGGAUGCUGCUAAGCGGAUAGUCCUCUGAUUACGACCGCGGUUGAUCCUAUCUCAUCAGCAUCUUUUAGCAUCAAGUUCAACAAAACAACAGUUAACGCUAUUGUUGCUAUUGUUUCAUUGGCUUCUGACAAGAUGAGGAAACUAGUUUAGUUAUGAAUGUUAAUGGUAGUUGAAACAUUGGAAUAAUGUUGGUCCUACUAAGCUAAGCAGCUUUAGUAGGAGAGAAAAGUUGCGUAUCACAUCAAAGAAACAAGGAGAUGACUCAAGCAAGAGGUGUCACAUGAAGGAUCACGAAACAUAUGCUUCCUUCAAUGUUUGUUUACACGUCUUCUUAAGUUUUCACCUUCACAUAAUCGCAUUGUUUGCUUUAUCAGUUCGGUUUAAAUUCUGUUUUUCCGGUUUCAUCACUUUUGUAAAAGUCGAAACCAGAUAGAGUCACUUUGGUUAAGUUCAGAUUUUUGAUUCCUA